AUGGCACUUGCAGUUGGGCACGAGUCGCACCUUCGUAUCUUCGAAAUUAUGAGCGAUGCAACCAUUCUAAGAUCAAGUCGAGAAGAGCAGGACCAAACAGAUCAGGCUCGAACAGAUCAGGUUCGAGAAGAUCAGGUCCGAGCAGAUCAGGCCCGAACGGGUCAGGCCCGAACAGAUCAUACACGAACAGAUCAGGCCCGAGCAAAGCAGGACCUAACGCAGCAGGCCCGAACAGACCAGGCCCGAACGGAUCAGUCCCGAACAGAUCAAGCUCGAGCAGAUCAGGCCCAAACAGAUCAAGUUCGAGUAGAGCAGGACCAAACAGAUCAGGCUCGAACAGAUCAGGUUCGAGAAGAUCAGGUCCGAGCAGAUCAGGCUCGUGCAAAGCAGGACCUAACGCAGCAGGCCCGAACGGAUCAGGCCCGAACCGAUCAGGUUCGAGCAGAUCAGUCCCGAACAGAUCAAGUUCGAGAAGAGCAGGACCAAACAGAUCAGGCUCGAACAGAUCAGGUUCGAGAAGAUCAGGUCCGAGCAGAUCAGGCCCGAACGGAUCAGGCCCGAACAGAUCAUACACGAACAGAUCAGGCCCGAGCAAAGCAGGCCCGAACGGAUCAGUCCCGUGCAGAUCAGGCCCGAGCACAACAUAUCGGAGCACACCAGACCCGAGCAGAUUAG
Messenger RNA from Monosiga brevicollis MX1, 675 nucleotides. RefSeq lists its product as uncharacterized. NCBI's taxonomy places the organism in Eukaryota, Choanoflagellata, Craspedida, Salpingoecidae. Bases 1 to 675 code for a protein of 224 amino acids. The record is from RefSeq and is a predicted model, not a curated record. The transcript has 2 exons.